Molecule: messenger RNA, 1744 nt
Organism: Drosophila rhopaloa
Lineage: Eukaryota; Metazoa; Arthropoda; Insecta; Diptera; Drosophilidae
Product: organic cation transporter protein-like
Exons: 6
Coding region: 57-1670 (537 amino acids)
Biological process (GO): transmembrane transport
Molecular function (GO): transmembrane transporter activity
Source: RefSeq, a predicted model, not a curated record
ACGCCUUUGUCGACAUCAGUAGCUGGGUUGCGAUCGGAGCAGAUUCAUGUGGCGAAAUGGAUCUUCAACGUGUUCUGGAGAAGUGUGGCAACUUUGGCCCCUAUCAAAUCCUUUUGCUGGGACUCUUUGGAUACACGAACAUAGUGUCCUCGCUGCACUACUUCUCGCAGACCAUCAUAAGUUUUACUCCAUCUCACAGCUGUUCUCCACCCGCGGACUACUCGCAGAAUUUAACCCUACUGCAGACCUGCAAUGUUAUUCAGUACGAUGCUGACCUGACUUCACAUCGAGAUUCCAAGUGCACCUCCUGGGUUUUCGAAAGGGAAAGCAACUACGAGAGCGUUACCACCGAGCUGAAGUGGGUCUGCGACGAUGCCUACAAACUGGCGGUGGGCCAGUCCUUCUUCUUCAUCGGAUCCGCCCUGGGCAGUAUUUUCUUCGGGUAUUUGGCCGAUCGCAUAGGACGUCUGCCUGCCUGCGUUUUGACCACUUUGACAGGAGCCUCCGGGGACUUCUUCACUUCAUUCGUGAGCAGUCUGCCUUGGUUCUCCUUCACGCGCUUUAUUUCCGGUCUCUCUAUGGACACCCAGUAUGUCCUCAUGUAUAUUUUGGUUUUCGAGUACUUGAGUCCACAACAUCGCACUUUCGGGCUAAAUAUUAUCUUGGGCGUAUUCUACUGCUUUGGCCUGAUGAUCUCGCCUUGGAUCGCCAUUUGGUUGGGCAACUGGCGAAGUUACCUAUGGGCGGCAUCCCUUCCAGCCCUAGGAAUGCUCAUUUAUCCGAUGUGUCUACACGAAAGCGCCGAGUGGCUGCUGACCAAGGGAAAGUUCGACAAGGCAGUCAACAAUCUGCGGAGCAUUGCCAAGUUUAAUGGGCGAAAGGUGGAGGACUCCGUUUUCGAUGAGUUUGUCAAACACUAUCGUGAAAAGUUGUACAGUUCGCAAAAGAAAUCAUCAGACACCUUUAUGGGCAUGUUGAGGACACCAAGACUGAGGAAGUUUACCAUUAUUUUGUUAAUAAAAUCAAUGAUCAUUACUAUCGCCUUCGACACCCUGAGUCGCAAUGUAGAAGGCGUGGGCAUAUCCCCCUUUAAGCUCUUCUCCUACUCGGGUUUCUGCUACCUGCCCGCUGGCCUCAUGAUUAUCCUGUUCCAGAACAAAAUCGGGCGAAAGGGCAUGGCCUGUGCCUCGCUCUUUGUGGGUGCCGUCAUCACGGCGACCACUGGCUAUCUGGUGGCCACUCUAUAUCCCGAGGAACACUCGGUUCUCCUGGGGAUCAUGGUGAGCCUGGCAAGAUUCGGAGCGGUGGUGGCCUACGAUGCCGAGGCCCAGUACGCGGCGGAGAUCAUUCCCACCAGUGUGCGAGGACGAGGCGUGGCCAACAUCCAUGUGGUGGGCAACGCCUUCGCCUUCUUCAGCCCCUACGUCAUCUACUUAGGGACUUUCUACAAGCCGCUGCCAUCUCUAUUGAUCAGCUUCGUUUUGCUAAUCGGGGCUUGUUUGUGCCUUACUCUUCCAGAGACUUUGCACAAACAACUCCCACAGACUCUGGAGGAGGGCGAGAUAUUUGCCAAGGGCGAGAAAUGGUAUUUCUUUCCGUGCUUUUCGCGCAGAAUGCAGUCGAAUAAAUCUGAUCCUCACUUGGAGUUUGGCAAUGAAAAUACAAAGUAGUUAUAAUAAAUGUAUAAAAUAUUUAAUAAACGUGUUAGCUUUGUUCAAAUGAACGAAAAUUAAACCGAAACAUG